Molecule: messenger RNA, 1815 nt
Organism: Cornus florida
Lineage: Eukaryota; Viridiplantae; Streptophyta; Magnoliopsida; Cornales; Cornaceae
Product: glutamate decarboxylase
Exons: 7
Coding region: 93-1583 (496 amino acids)
Biological process (GO): L-glutamate catabolic process
Cellular component (GO): cytosol
Molecular function (GO): pyridoxal phosphate binding; glutamate decarboxylase activity
Source: RefSeq, a predicted model, not a curated record
UACCUGUCUAUCCUCACUUCCAAACACCACCUCUCUCUCUCUCUCCUUCUCCCCCUCCCUCUAAUUUCUCCGUCUCUCUAUCAUACCAUACCAUGGUUCUUUCCAAGACUGUAUCCCAGAGCGAUGUCUCCGUCCACUCAACCUUUGCUUCUCGAUACGUUCGAGUUUCACUUCCCAGGUUCAAAAUGCCUGAUGAGUCGAUCCCGAAGGAAGCGGCGUACCAGAUCAUAAACGAUGAGCUAAUGCUUGAUGGUAAUCCCAGACUGAACCUGGCUUCCUUCGUCACCACAUGGAUGGAGCCAGAGUGUGAUAAACUCAUCAUGGCUGCCAUUAACAAGAACUACGUUGAUAUGGAUGAGUACCCUGUCACCACCGAGUUACAGAAUAGAUGUGUUAACAUGAUAGCCCAUCUUUUCAACGCACCACUCGGAGAUGGAGAGGCUGCAGUUGGGGUUGGAACAGUGGGCUCAUCCGAGGCCAUAAUGCUGGCUGGGUUAGCCUUCAAGAGGAAGUGGCAAAACAAGAUGAGAGCCCUGGGUAAGCCCUGUGACAACCCCAACAUCGUCACCGGUGCCAACGUCCAGGUAUGCUGGGAGAAAUUUGCAAGGUACUUUGAGGUAGAGCUGAAGGAGGUGAAAUUGAAGGAGGGCUACUAUGUGAUGGACCCCGAGAAAGCAGUGGAGAUGGUGGAUGAGAACACAAUCUGUGUGGCUGCAAUCUUGGGUUCCACCCUUAAUGGAGAAUUUGAAGAUGUUAAACGCUUAAAUGACCUCUUAAUAGAGAAGAACAGCCAGACUGGAUGGGAUACUCCAAUUCAUGUGGAUGCUGCAAGUGGUGGCUUCAUAGCACCAUUUCUGUACCCAGAGCUUGAGUGGGAUUUUAGGCUGCCAUUAGUGAAGAGUAUCAAUGUUAGUGGGCACAAGUAUGGACUAGUGUAUGCAGGGGUUGGGUGGGUCAUUUGGAGGACCAAAGUGGACUUGCCUGAAGAGCUCAUCUUUCACAUCAACUACCUUGGAGCUGAUCAGCCCACUUUCACUCUUAACUUCUCCAAAGGUUCUAGUCAAAUAAUUGCUCAAUACUAUCAACUCAUUCGCUUGGGCUAUGAGGGAUACAAGAACAUCAUGGAGAAUUGUCAAGAAAAUGCAAUGGUACUAAAAGAAGGAUUGGAGAAGACGGAACGCUUCAACAUUAUCUCAAAAGACUGUGGAGUGCCACUGGUAGCCUUCUCCCUGAAAGACAACAGUCGUCACAACGAGUUCGAAGUGUCUGAAACGCUGAGGCGGUUCGGAUGGAUUGUGCCAGCCUACACCAUGCCACCAGACGCACAACAUGUAACCGUGCUCCGUGUAGUGAUCAGAGAAGAUUUUUCGCGCACACUGGCGGAGCGCCUUGUCGCUGACAUUGAGAAAGUGAUGCACGAGCUGGACUUGCUUCCGGCCAGGAUCAGUGCCAAGUUGUCAAUUACUGAGAACAAGGCGGAAGAUGGCGUUGUGAAGAAAAGUGCAAUUGAGGUGCAGAGGGAGAUCACCGCAGCUUGGAGAAAGUUUGUGAUGGACAGGAAGAAGACCAAUGGUGUGUGCUAGAGCUUGGGGUUGGAAUUUGCCUUCCUUUGAGGAUUUGUAGUAAUUCUGGAGAUAUUAAUAAUGUGACUUGGAGGGAUUUUAUUGUAAGGUAAGUCUAGUACUUUUUGUUUGGUUUGAAUUUUUUAGGGAUCUAUGUGUACUAAGUAAAAGUGUAUGUGCUAUGCUUGUUUUAAAAUUGUUUCAAUCCAUAAUUCCUCCAUAUAUGAAUUAUUGGAUUAAAUUGGGAUUAAAA